UGACUUACGAGUAAAUAUCGGAUGGAAAAUUUUGCGUGUCUGACUCUUGACUCUUCCUUGGAAUUAUUACCACAUAAUUACAUUUCAAUUAGAAGUCCUAAAUCCUGUUAUUGUUGUCAAAACAGUUGUUCAUGUAAUCAAAUAUAGAAAAUCUUACAUAAAAUACAAUAAAAUCCAUUUAGGGUGAUUGGUUGACUCACAGUGCUUCUAUAUUUUCUCAAGGUAAAAUUAACAAGUUUUCUAAUUUACACUUAACUCCUCCUUGUUUGUUUUUUCGUGAUGUUUAUAAAACAAGUCUCAAGAAGUUCUCCUUAUUUCAAAGUGAGCAUCAUGAAACUGAUACCGCUGUUCAUCUUUGCAACAAUCUUUAUCGCUACAAACAGCGAAGAGGUGAAAAACGAAAAAGACUGCAAGUGUUGGGAAGAUUUCAAACCGGAAAAAGUUGAAAAUGGUGACACUUAUUAUUGUAGAGGAGAGAAAAACCAUCGAAUUUUUGGCUGCAAUGAAGAUAAACCGCCAAUUUGUCAAUGUGAAAAAGAUGGGAAAACAAUAAGUUUGGAUUUGGGUGAAACGGACUGUCUCAGCGUGGAUCUUCAAAAUGGACGUUGGUGUAAAAACAGAAAAGAGUUUGAGGAGUAUUUCAAGAAACAUCCUGAACGUGCAACUUAUGAUUAAAAAUAAAUAUUUCUGUAACAAUGUUGCAAUAAAGUUGUAUUAAUAUCAA
Molecule: messenger RNA, 724 nt
Organism: Tribolium madens (black flour beetle)
Lineage: Eukaryota; Metazoa; Arthropoda; Insecta; Coleoptera; Tenebrionidae
Exons: 2
Coding region: 280-675 (131 amino acids)
Source: RefSeq, a predicted model, not a curated record